AGCGUUCGUACCUGUCAACAGAUUUAAAAACAUCUGUGUCACUGACAUUACUCCGAGUUUAACGCAUUUUAACAGAAAACGGCGCUAGAGGACAAAGUCCUAGGUGUUCAUAUACAUAUUUAGAAGAUUUAAAUUGCGUUUCCGCGUUUUGUCGCGUCUGUCGGAGCACCGUAAAAACUGCUGCGGGGUGAAAGCGAAAUGAAAUGAAAGGGGAAGUGAAACUUCAGGCAGCUGCUCGGACGUUUAGCGAAAACAGCUUCGAAACAGCAGAGAUUAAACCCUAAAGCAGACUCGAGCUCUGCUAUAUCUCCAGGGCUGGACAACAUGAGCUCUUCAGAAAAUGUUUAUUUCAUCCUAACUGAAAAACCUCAAUUCUACUACAACGUCAAGCUUGGGAGUUUAUGGUACAUACGGGAGUUCAAUUAUACUUUGGAAACAUCCAGGCGCAGUCCUCCCACAAAGUUACCAGUAGUGUGUUUAAGCUCGAGAACCGGUGUGACUUGUAAUAUUGAGAUAAAAUGCUUAAAGAAACUCGAUGCUGAUGAGGCUGACCUCCUGUUGGCCUGCCAGCCUGAGUCUGAGAGGCUAAACUGGAUCAGAGACGGAGCUGCUGUUCUGGCAGCCCUGGAACUCACCAUGGGAACAGAUGUGAUGGUUGAAGAAGAUGGACAGAUAUUGAGAGGCAUCAUUCGCUACAUUGGACCCAUUGUAGACCCAAGCUAUCUGCACCCUAUAACAGGAAGAUACUUUGGAAUUGAACUACAGGGAGAAGACAGAGGGAAGGGAAAUACCGAUGGGACCUAUGGAUUUCAGAAGAGAUUCUCGUGUGAGAAGAACUGUGGCAUUUUUGCCCCUUUUUGCAGAGUUAAACCUUUGGCUCCCACCCUUCAUUCUCCCUCCAAGUCUGACCUCCAUUAUGAACAACAAACACAAGAGAUAUUUCCAGGAGACAUCAAACCUAGUAACAUUAAAAAGAGAUGCGACCUAAAGGAGAAUGGAAGAAGAGGGGUAGAAAUUAAAGUCCCGCUCCACGAUGUCACUAAAGGAGAAAUACCUUCAGGGCCUGAAAGCAUGGAUAUUGAUGCUCCAAAAGUUGAAACACACACUGAUCAAAGCAUGAGUCUAAAUUCUGCGGUGGAGGUGACUUUAGCGAAGGGGAACUCUUAUGGGAUCGUCCGCUGGAUCGGCAACCUACCCACCCGUGAAGGCAUCAGUGUUGGAAUUGAGUUGGAGGAGGACUAUGGCGUGAGCGAUGGUACCUUUAAAGGAAAGCGUUAUUUCACCUGUCCUCCAAAGAGAGCGUUGUUUGUGAAGCUGCAGUCCUGCCGUCCUGAUUCACGCUUUCUGAACAUACCAGCCAACAUCAAGAAGAUGCCAGAACUGAAUAAAAAGGAAGAUGAUGAUUAUGGCAGCACAGGGAAGCUGGAGACAGUUCCUCCAAUCAGCACAGAGCAGGUCCACCAGCUUCUGAUUGGUCGGAUGAAAGGGAUCCAAGGACACUGUAACUCCUGCUACAUGGACGCUGCCCUCUUUGGAUUGUUUUCCUGCUCCUCUGUGUUGGACUCCAUGUUGUUCAAAUCAACAACUCCUCAAGACGCUCCAAUCCAGAGAAUAUUACUUCAUGACAUUGUAAACCCUCUCCGCAGUAAGGGAUUCGUUCUGGGACAAAACAUCAUGAAGUUUCGGGAGCAGCUGCAGGAUCACGGCUAUAGUCACUCAUUCACCACUGAGGAGAAGGAUCCAGAGGAGUUCCUCAACAUAGUGAUGCACCACAUUCUUGCCCUUGAUCCUCUGCUAAAACUGUCAGCUGCUGGUAAAGUACAGGAGAGCUACUGCUACCAGAUAUUCCUGGACCAGAACCACAGCCUGAUUCUGCCCACGGUCCAACAGCUUCUAGAACAUUCCUUCCAUAACGCAGGACUCAAAUUGGCAGAGGUGCCUUCCUGCCUCAUCCUCCAAAUGCCUCGCUUUGGAAAGAAAUUCAAGAUGUUUGAAAAAAUUAUUCCUUCGCUGGAGUUGGACAUCACCGACCUCCUCUCUGAAGGUCCUCAACAGUGCAUUGUGUGCGGACACUUGGCAGUGGAAGAGUGUGGAGACUGUUUUAAAGAGCCAAUUUUCAACCCAACAGGAUUUAAAGUCUUCUGUAAGAAGUGUUCAGCUCAGGUGCACUCUCACCCUCAGCGCCACUCUCAUCAGCCUGCAGCUCUGGAAAUACCUAAAGGCUACCUCGGCCGUGGCGUCCCUCACACACUGACCAGAGACCGCCUGGAGCUGUUCGCCGUGCUCUGCAUCGAGACCAGUCACUACGUGUCCUUUGUCAAGCAUGGACCAAACAAGGAGGACUGGAUCUUCUUCGACAGCAUGGCGGACAGACAAGGAGAAAGAGACGGCUUCAACAUUCCUGAAGUACAAGCCUGCCCUGAGGUGGGCAUGUACUUGGAAAUGUCUCCGGCUGAGUUGGCAAGUCAGGUCCCGCGUGACAUGAAAGGCGUGGCCAAGCGACUCUUCUGCGAUGCCUACAUGUACCUGUACCAGAGCACGAGCAUGUGUCUCUAUCGCUGAGGGGACCCGGUUUCUGUUUCCUGCUUCCUUUAAUUUACUGAUUCAUUUUUAAGUUACUGUGUGUGGUAAUUUUAUACAAAUAUUUGCAAACAAAAAGGCAUUGAUAUAAAUAUUUUAUGUCUAAUGCAGGGAAAAUACUUUCAGGCUUGAAUAAUUUAUAGUGAUAUUAUUUCACUUUUGUUAUAUGAGUGAAGGACAAACUGACAAUUAUUUCCUGAUGUAAUUUUUAAACUGAAGGGGAAAAAAUGGUAUUUGAUAAAUAAUUUUUUUUUUUCGCUGAUCACAUUCCAUCACAUUUGGCAGUGAGUUGUUUGAAAAAACAAAUUCAACUAUUUUCACAAAAGCAGUAAUACAGCAUAUAGCAGAGGAAAUCUUGGCAAUCUAAUAUAAAAAUGAAAUUGACCCUUAAUGAAAACAUGUAAAAACUGUGUUUAUAUAGAAAAAAAAUUGUAUUUCUUCUAAAUGCUUUGGAAAGAAAAAUGGUUUCCUUUUGUUCUGAUUUCCUUAGUAAUAUUAUACUUUGGUGUAAAUCUACCAUGGGGGGAUGAAAAACUGCACUUAGAAUGGCUGCUAAAACGUUUAUGGAGACCUUUUCUAUGCUGAUGUAUAUUAAUUGCCUCUCAUUGGUGUAUAUAUGUUAUGAUAAACCUGUUUAAAUCCAUACUGAUUUCUAUGUGGAUAUUUUUUCUCUUUAGCCAUACAGCAGAAGACCAGUUGCUAUGUGCCUCUUGAUGUAUUCAUGUAAACAUUUCAGUCGGUUAUAGAAGAAAUUAAGCAGCCUUGCUCAAACAUUCCCAGCAGGUGAUUGAUAUCCUGGCCUUAACCUUGGGGCGACAAGAAAGAAACAACUAUCUAACAGAGGAUGAUAAUUUGAAGCAGGUGAUCUACAAUCUUGUUUUGAUCAUGAUCCAUAUCUCACGACCAUAGCUGAGGGUUGGCAUGCUGAUGAACCGGUAAAUCUAGAACUUUCACUUUUACCUUCGCUUCAGAUUUACCACAACAACCUGGGGCAACGCCUUCAGUUCAGCAAAUAAAUCCUUGAGGGGUAUUUCAUAAAACUUGUUCAGAAAAGCUAGACUUAAACGCCCAGUUCUGACACAUCUUUGGCACAACAAGUCAAACCAAGAUUACUGGGUUUCACAUAAUGGACACCUGAUUUGAUUGUCACUAAUUCAGGACAGGUUCCAUUAACUGGUGUUUUCGUUCACAUGAGCAGACAGUGCAGUCGUCACAAGAG
Cyprinodon variegatus (sheepshead minnow) is the source of this 3799-nucleotide messenger RNA. RefSeq names its product ubiquitin carboxyl-terminal hydrolase CYLD-like (gene cyldl). Gene Ontology annotation, molecular function: cysteine-type deubiquitinase activity; K63-linked deubiquitinase activity. Bases 325 to 2562 code for a protein of 745 amino acids. The transcript has 15 exons. Gene Ontology annotation, biological process: protein K63-linked deubiquitination. NCBI's taxonomy places the organism in Eukaryota, Metazoa, Chordata, Actinopteri, Cyprinodontiformes, Cyprinodontidae. The record is from RefSeq and is a predicted model, not a curated record. Gene Ontology annotation, cellular component: cytosol.